Molecule: messenger RNA, 2458 nt
Organism: Camponotus floridanus (Florida carpenter ant)
Lineage: Eukaryota; Metazoa; Arthropoda; Insecta; Hymenoptera; Formicidae
Exons: 3
Coding region: 269-916 (215 amino acids)
Source: RefSeq, a predicted model, not a curated record
GCAGUCUUGGAGCAGCCUCGCGAUCGCCAGCACGUAACCGGCGACCGUCCGUACUCGAGGACGAAAUCACGACAGUCUCGGAGCCGGAUCCUCGCGUAUCAGUCUCACGACCGGGUGGUGCGACCGUAAUUUCUCGCCGACGACGGAGGACAGGAUAGGAAAUUAGACGAAACCAACCGGGAAACAGCGCCCGCUCUUCCGAAGAAAUCUAAAGGAGAAGAGGAGUCUUGAGGGCGAUUCUUGCCAUCCAAAGGACCCACGAAGAGGCAUGGCGAGACAACAGACCGUGGAUCGGAACAUCCCUCAUCUGCGAGAUAUCUUCGGCUUCGGCAGCAAAUGGGAUACACGUGGCCACGCCGAGGAGAAGGCACCCGGUCACGACAGCGCCGUGUCGGUUGGUUCCACGUCGGGCGAGGAGGAGAGCCCGAAGAACAGCAAGAAGAAGAAGUCGCGUCGCCGCGACAACAGCAAGACAUUGACCGAAAGCGACGUUAAACACCUGGAGCGGCACCUGUCGAUGAAGAAGACUAUACGCAAAAAGAUCAUGCGUGAUCUGCAGCAGGCUUUCGUCGAGGACCCGAACGAGUUUCGCGUGGACGACAUACCACCGGAACAGCUCAAAGCGGAGAUCAAUAUCCAGAGCCUGAGCUUCGGCACGCCGUCCCAGAAGCAGGGACGCACGCGUGGCAACGCCGAGAGCACGUUCCUCGACAUGUUGCGCGGUGGCGGUUUGGAAAAAAAUGGAACGGACGGAGAUCGGGACUCGGGACACGGGGGAUCGCCGACCAGGGAGACGCCCAGUGCCCAGGACACGGACGACGAGUCCUACGCAUAUGAGGCGCCGGCCGCGACGCCCACGAAGAAGAGCGGCAACUUCUGGAGACGCUUUACCAUGAAGAAUCGCAAUAAACGAUAAAUCUGCGGAUUUAUCCAAGAGCAAUCGACGCAAAGAGAGAGCGUACCGAUACUUUAUAUUCUCCGUCAUCUUGAUAAUUUUUACCAGCGUAGUUAACGAAGCAGAGCUUGCAACUGUGAUAUACAUAAAAACCAACUUAUCUCCAUCUGUCCCUCAUCCCCCUGUCUCCCGAGGUGAUUCUUCUCCGUCGAAUUUUAAGAGGUUCCCAAAAUUCGAUCACACAACAAGACCGAGGACCAAUCGAUGCUGUACAAAUUUCAAAUCUAAGCGCCAUACGUUUUUAUACGAUACAUUAAAAGAGCGUGAUGACACCUUUCGAACCAGCAUUUUUAUCAUGUUCUAUCAUGACAUAUCAUGAGAUAUAACUAAUGCCGAGGUCGAAGAGAAGAAAAGCACAGGUAACUUAUAUCUUUUUAAAAUUUUAAAAUAAGUAAAAGUAAUUUAAGAAUUCAGAAAAUGUAUAAAUGCAAAAAAGGAGGAUGUACUUAUUUUGAAAAAACAAAAAUUUUUUUAGAGCCUUCGAUUCCUAAUUAAGUAUCUUAGCGGAGGUAUUAGAAGAAAAAUAUUCUGUGCAAAUAUAAUUUUCUUUUAGUUGUAUUCUUUUUUGCAUUUAAAAUAAAAUUUACAUAUUCAAGCUUCGAAGAGAAAAAGAGAAAAAAGAAAAUAAAGAGUAGAAAAAGAUGCAAUCUGAACGGAUUUAUGUAGGGAUUAUCCGUUGCACAUAUACACUCUUUCUCGAAAUAUAUCGGGGGAACUUCUUAAAACUCUCUGAUUUAAAAUGUGUAAUGCUCGAUGUGCCCGGUAUAACGUAUAUAACUCUCAUCUUCUGACAUGUACUUAAAAAAGACGUAAGAGUAGAAAACGAAGGCAGUGACACGGCCACGUGUGUAGUAUUUAAGAGUUUAGCUAGUUUUAUUUUUUCUUAACAUAAGAACGCGGAGAAGGCAAUUGUAGGUGAUCGGUAUUAAGCGUAAAAGAGGUACGUACGCGUGCGCGCCGAUUAGAUAUUAGCUAGUCAACAUCGUUAAGACAUAUACCCGAAAAACCUUGUCGAUUUUCUUACUAAUAAAAUCAGAUUUGAUAUCGGCUUUUUGUAACACAAAACUCGAAAGUAAGAUAUUUUUUAUGUAUUUUUUACCAGUUCGAAAAUUUACAACUUUAAGAUUUAUUGGAGAAAUAUAUAUACACUUAUACGUAAGGAACUUGUGAAUUAUGUCGUUUAAGUACAACGCAUCAUAUUUUUCAUUAUACACUUGAGUUUUAAAGCUAUAUUGAUGUUUAUGAAACGCGCUAUUGUUCCUAUCGUUUUUCGAGAUAUCUCACUAGUAUUAGAGAUAUUAUUCGCGAUAACAGUUUAUACAUUCUUACUUGUAUCAACUGUUGUAUCCCUCCCAUCCUUUAUUACGAUAAUAAUAAUAAUUAUAAUAAUUAUUCCUUUUAAUAUUAACUGCAACGUUAUAUAUUAUAAGCUUUAAAUGUAUCAUGUUCGAACUCCACAUCAUAUAAGAACAGUAAUAUACUCGAAUAAAAGUCUUAUAGAUA